Molecule: messenger RNA, 1578 nt
Organism: Vairimorpha ceranae
Lineage: Eukaryota; Fungi; Microsporidia; Nosematidae
Product: m2 dsrna satellite propagation-like protein
Exons: 1
Coding region: 1-1578 (525 amino acids)
Source: RefSeq, a predicted model, not a curated record
AUGCCGAUCAGAAGUCUUGAACUAAUUCAAAAUUCUUCUUUAAACAAUUGGAUUGCUAAAGCACAAGCUUAUGUUUUAAAAGAUUCAAUUAUUGCAAUAGAUGGAUUUUGGUUUUUGAGAAAAUACGUUCAACCCGGUGAUAUGACAGAUUUUUUUAUAAGCAAGUGUGACGAAAGGAUACUAGCUCCUUUUUUUAAGCUUAUAAAAAUGGCUAGUGUAUCUAAAUUUCAAAUUCUUUGGGUUUGGGAUGGUCUUAGUUUUAAGAAACCUAAAAGUGAUUUUGCUAGAGAUAAUAUAACAUUGCUCAAGCAAGGGUAUGAAGCACUAAAAAUUAACGAUACAAAAAAUCUUAACUUAACUUGGAAGUCGCUUAUUGAUUAUGAAUCUUAUGUUUUACAGAUAAACGAUUUAUUAAAACAGUUUGGACAUGAAGCUGUACGAGCACCAUACUUGGCUACAGCACAAAUAGCUUAUUUUUUACAAAAUAAAAUUUGUAAUUACGCUUUUUGUAAAACUGAUACACUUAUUUUUGAAGGUGUCGAAAAAAUAAUUAUAGAAUUACAUUUAGAGAACAUUAAUCAAUUUAUGUUUACUGUUUUUAAUAAGAAAUUUUUUAUGAAGCAUUUUGAGUUAAAUCAUCAAAGCUUUAAAAUUCUUGCUUUUGCACUGGGAUGUGAAUUUUGUCCCACUUUACCGGAAUAUGCAGAUAAAUUUCUUUUUGAAAAUGUUUUAGCUAAAGUUAAGAACAGUGAAAUGGAUGUUUAUUUAGAACAGCAAGCAAGGCAUCUAGAUGCAUAUAAGAAGUAUCAAGAUAUCUUUUAUGCCGCAUUUAUUCUUAUUGAUUUUCAUCCUGUGAUGAAAGAAGAAGGCAUUGUCAGUUUUUAUAAAGAUACAGAAGCUGUACCAAAUAAUUUUGAAGAUUAUUUUGGAAAAAAGUUACCCAGUCAAAUUUACAAAGCUCUUUUUUUCUGUAAACUUCCGGUAAAUGUUGUAGAUAUAAUUAGCAAAAAUAAGGAAAAGGAUGUCAUUUCUACUAUUUCUUAUAAUUUAUUAAAUUCUAGAUACAAAUUUGACAACAAUGUACAAGAUUUAAAAGGAUCUUUACUAGAUAUUUAUACUAAAGAUUGUAAACUUUUAGAUGAUUUUAGCACUGAUACACAAAUUUUAAUUUAUUAUUUGAUUUUAUUAAAAAUCAUAAAUAAACAAAGUGCAGAUAAAAUGAUUUGUUUGAUAAAUAUUAAGAAAAGAAUGUUUAAGAAUGAAGAAAUAUUAGAUUGUAUUCUUAAUUACGAUAUUUAUGAAUUUAUUUAUAAGAGUAAAAAAAUAUUACAGCGUCUUAAGGAUUUACAACGUUGUUACAAUUUUGUUUAUGAAGAAUAUAAGAAUGAAGAUUUAAAGUUUGAUAUGGAUAUUAACAUGUUUUUAUUGUUGUAUUACAUAAAGCAUAAACAUAAUUCAGAAGAUUUGUCUAUUAAUAUUAUUAAUGAUACUAUGAAAAAAAUCGAAAAUUUUUUAAAAAUAAAUAUAUCAGUUAACGAUGAAUUUAAAAUGGUAUAUGAUGAUAUAAAAAAAUUAUAA